AUGCCUGGCUCUGUCCAAGAUGCUCAAGACCAGCCCAUGGUCGACGUCGAGCAGCAGCAAGAUGACUUGAUGCUGGAUGAGCGCCGUAUCGUGGUGCUCCCCGGUUCCUCAGAGACAGCCGCAUCAUUCCAGUUCGAAGGAGAAGGCCACACUAUGGGUAACGCACUGCGAUACGCCAUCAUGAAGAACCCGGCUGUCGAUUUCUGCGGUUACACUAUUCCUCACCCCUCCGAAACGAAGAUGCACUUGCGCAUCCAGACUACCGACUCAACUACCGCUCUCGAGGCUCUUGAGAAGGGCUUCGGUGAUUUGAUGGAUCUGUGUGAUGUUGUUACUGAGAAGUUCACCGCUUCCCGUGACCAGUUCAACGAGGAGAACAGCAACAAGAUGCAGUCCUGA
Penicillium verhagenii is the source of this 399-nucleotide messenger RNA. RefSeq names its product DNA-directed RNA polymerase core subunit RPC19. Gene Ontology annotation, molecular function: protein dimerization activity; DNA-directed RNA polymerase activity; DNA binding. The record is from RefSeq and is a predicted model, not a curated record. Gene Ontology annotation, cellular component: RNA polymerase III complex; RNA polymerase I complex. Bases 1 to 399 code for a protein of 132 amino acids. NCBI's taxonomy places the organism in Eukaryota, Fungi, Ascomycota, Eurotiomycetes, Eurotiales, Aspergillaceae. The transcript is spliced from 4 exons. Gene Ontology annotation, biological process: DNA-templated transcription.